UGAAGCUGGUUGCUAUUUGGAAAAUAUUUUCCCUUCUUGGCGCUACCAAGAGCUGGAAAAUUCUUGUAUCCUGUGGCAAACAAUUUCCACCGGCGUGCGCAAAACGGUGUGAGUGUUUUAAGCCCUAGUAGAGGGAAUCCGUAGAAUUGCAGUUUCGCAGCACGGUCUUCGUUCGUCGUUGUCCGUACACAUUUUCACCAUGGAGGAAGUGACAAUCGAAAGAGCGGCCGAGGAGAAAAAAAAUGCUGGUAAUGAUGAAUACAAAUCAAAACGUUACGAUGCAGCCAUUCGCCUGUACACGGAGGCAAUCAAUCUUAGCCCGGAAACUGCUGCCUACUAUGGCAACCGAUCCGCUUGUUAUAUGAUGCUUAGUGACUAUCGGGCUGCACUCAACGAUGUUAAAACGGCUACCACCAUCGACGACAAGUAUGAGAAGGGCUACGUCCGGAUGGCUAAAUGCUCGCUGAUGCUUGGCGAUGUCAUUGGCGCAGAACAGGCGAUACGCAAGUAUCCGAAUUUGGACACGGUGAACACGGCUUUGCGGGACGAAAUUGUUGGUGUUGAACAACUCCGCGGCUUGAAUGAGAAGGCAGCCAGCUCGUACGACCGGCAAGACUAUCGCACCUGUUUGUUUCACUGCGAUAGCGCUAUCAAGAUAGCUCCCGCUAGCAUACAUCUCAAGUUGCUCAAGGCAGAAUGCUUGGCUAUGCUGCUACGCUUCGAGGAAGCGUGCAACAUUGCGAUUACGAUAAUGCAGAUGCACAGUAAUAACGCGGAUGCGAUUUACGUGCGCGGUUUGACACUGUAUUAUAGCGAUAAUCUAGAGAAGGGCUUACUGCACUUCGAGCGGGCGUUGAUGCUUGAUCCUGAUCACAAGAAAGCGAAAGCAAUGCGCCAGAAAGCGAAACAGCUCAAGGAGAAGAAGGAGGCAGGUAAUGAAAUGUUCAAAACCGGCAAGUACCGCCAGGCACUCACGAUCUACAGCGAAGCGCUCGAGCUAGACUCGCUGAACAAGGAUAUCAACAGCAAACUGUACUACAACCGUGCGCUAGUAAACUCGAAACUUGGCAACAUCCGCGAUUCCAUCGCGGACUGUUCAAGCGCGCUGGAGUUAAACGAGAAGUACAUGAAGGCUCUGAUGCAGCGAGCCAAGCUUCACUAUAAUAUGGAGAACUUCGAGGAGGCGGUAAAGGACUACGAGAAGGCGUUCAAGCAUGAUCGCACCGUGGAGAUUAAAAACCUGCUCAAGGAUGCCAUGUUCCAACUGAAGAAAUCAAAGCGUAAGGACUACUACAAGAUUCUCGGCGUCACUAAGCAAGCGACAGAGGACGAAAUCAAGAAAGCGUACCGCAAGCGGGCCCUUGUACACCAUCCCGAUCGACACGCCAACUCGACGGACGAGGAAAAGAAAGAACAAGAGCGUAAAUUCAAGGAACUGGGAGAAGCAUACACGAUCUUGUCGGACCCAAUUAAAAAGGCCCGGUACGACAGCGGACAGGAUUUAGAAGAGAUGAAUAAUAGUGCGAAUGUCGACCCUCAGCAAAUUUAUCGGCAGUUCUUCUUCCCAUCUGAUUUUGGUUUCGGAGGUUUCCCAGGCAGAGGUGGCGAAGGCGGCAAUACAAAUUUUUCGUUCCACUUUGGUUAAGGUGCAUUCUACUGCUUCAUGCGUUGUCGAGUCUAUCAAUUUCGUGUUUUUUGGCAGAAAUGGUACAAGAAACGAUAUUAGCCAAUUCCCGAGGUACUAUCUUAUUGUUGUGAAGUAAGAAAUAUUGUACGAUGUGUGCGGUUUUUUGUUAGAUACCUGCUACCAACUGCAACCGUGAGAGCUCUUUAGGAUUCAUACAUUUUAUUAACAAUUGAAGUAAAAACAGAAUCUAUUUUGAGACAUUUUUGUCAUUGUUUAUUUGCAAUAUUUUAUUCAAUGCCAUUCUUAUAUCCUCUUCUUUUGUCUCAUAUACAUGCCACAAAAAUUGUACAUUUUUAUUAUCGUUUAUUUAUUUUAAAGACGAAGUGAUCAAAAUAUGAUAUAUAAAUGAGCACACAAAAUGAUCCAGGAACGCAGGCUGAACUGUAGGGUGAAGGGUAUUUUUGUAGCUUGUCUAUCAUUUUGCUGUAUACAAUUUUUCAAAAUUGUGCGCCGUGAUUUCGACAUGCGCGUGCAUCUUUUUUUAAUACAUUUUUUGAGAAAGCUAUCAUUAGGUUGAAAAAGCAAAAAAUUAGUCCCAGCGCAUUACAUUCGAUCAGCGGUUACUGAUCGGAACUGCCAAUCGAUAGACAGGCUAUUAAUGGGGGCUGUGUUAUCGCUUCGGAUCUCUGGACUAGGAAGAAUCGAAGUCUGUGUAAUGCAAAUUGCUGUAGCCUUGCCGGACAUACGACAUUGCAAGUAACUUUAUCGUUCUCCCCAUAUAUGUGAAUUAGUAUAAUAAAAACUAGUAACAUAAACCAAUAUGUAAUCCAACCGAGAAGUAACAAUUGCAUAACUAUACCUACAGGAGCAUUAAUGAUACUAGAGCACCGGGGCAGUGGGAAUCGUGUUAAGAAUAAAAAGUGCACCUUUCGCAACUGUGCAUGGUACUGUACGGAAUGUGAUUAGCCGUUGAUU
This is a messenger RNA of Anopheles nili, 2602 nucleotides long. It is a transcript of the gene Tpr2, whose product is annotated as dnaJ homolog subfamily C member 7. The transcript is spliced from 4 exons. The record is from RefSeq and is a predicted model, not a curated record. Gene Ontology annotation, molecular function: protein binding. NCBI's taxonomy places the organism in Eukaryota, Metazoa, Arthropoda, Insecta, Diptera, Culicidae. Bases 200 to 1645 code for a protein of 481 amino acids.